Medioppia subpectinata is the source of this 602-nucleotide messenger RNA. Lineage: Eukaryota; Metazoa; Arthropoda; Arachnida; Sarcoptiformes; Oppiidae. The record is from the annotation of a GenBank genome assembly.
CGCUGGAACCGAUACCAAAGGGCUCUUUCGUAAUGGAAUAUAUCGGAGAGAUUAUCACAAUAGAAGAGGCGGACCGUCGCGGCCGUCAGUACGACGCCGAGGGAAUCACUUAUCUCUUUGAUCUCGACUAUAACGAUGAGGUCGACGCCUAUAAGUACGCUCUCGACGCCACUCAUUGCGGAAAUGUCUCCCAUUUCGUCAACCAUUCCUGUGAUCCAAAUCUGGACACUCGGGUCGUGUGGAUCAAUAACUUGGACCCAUAUAUGCCACACAUCGCGCUCUUUGCCAUCCGAAACAUCAGAGUUAAUGAAGAAUUAACUUUCGACUACAAAAUUAAUGUCCAACGAAUGACGAACGCCAACGACUCGUCCAUCUGUCCAUCGGAAGUGAGUUUCGAUUCGGGUAUCGAUGGGUCGACUGUUUGUGGCAAAGAACAGACCCGAGAGGAGCAGUCGCUGGCGGUCGCGUGCAGGUGUGGCGCCAACAACUGUCGACAAGUGUUGUACAGUUUGCCCUCUAUUUGAUGACCAAUUAGCCCUUAAAAGCCCAUCCAAUUAAUCAUAACAACAAAUGUUAUCUUUUUCACUAUUUAUUAUAAUUUU